ACAUUCAUGAUUGCCAUGGGCACCCCUUCAGGUCGGAUCAAAUAAAGUUGGUGCGUUGCCAAUGACCAUCCUAGUUUUCUUGCUGCUUGCUUGUAAUUUGACUCCGGUAGGGAAGCUGAACGCUGCAGCGAACGAAUGUUGUGUCAAGCCGCCAGCUGAGCAAAAGACAAGAGAUUUGAGGAUGUCGAAUAAAUAGCGGAACGCAGCGGUGUCCGAAAGACAGACGGCGUUCUCCUUCUUGACCGCAUAACGAUAAAACAUCUUUAGUAACUAGCUCCGCAAACAUAACAGUGGACGACUAUUGUUGGAAUGCUUCAAGAUUUGGAGCAGAAUACCAAAUUGCCUUUCAUUACCGCAAUCAGGAGAUAGCCAGUAUGUGUUGAACAUGAAGACGCGAGUGGCAUGACAAACUAUCCUCGGGGGAAAGCCACGGUCAGGAAGAAGGGGAAAAAAUGAGUCGGUCAAGUGGCUACGGUUUUAGCCUCUUGCUACUGUCAACUAUCAGCCUCUACACCGCCGGGGUUCUAUCGGCGGUUUCAGAUAGAAACAGCACAGAAAACGGCACGGUGGCAGAUGGUGGAUUUGUCCCCCUGGUGUUCUCGAAAGUAAGCCAGAUCAUCGCCCGCGAAGGUAACUGCGCGCUGAUUGAUUGCAACGUCACUGGAGAGCCUGUACCGAAUAUACAGUGGUUCAACUCGCAUGGAGACCUGCUGGACACGGAUACAAGUGACAAGUGGUUGCUGACGGACGAUGGCAUCCUCAACAUCACAGAGAUCACGUUCGCCGACCGUGGCAAGUACACGUGCAUGGCGUCCAACGUGCACGGCAGCGCCAACUGCACGGUGACCAUGCGCGUGGUCCUGCACAGCGGGGACCUGGGGGCCUACUACGUGGUCGUGUGCCUCGUCACCUUCACCAUCAUCAUGAUCCUCAACAUCACGCGUCUCUGCAUGAUGAGCAGCCACCUGAAGAAGACUGAGAAGGCCAUCAACGACUUCUUCCGCACUGAGGGCGCCGAGAAGCUCCAGAAGGCGUUUGAAAUCGCCAAGCGUAUCCCCAUCAUCACGUCAGCCAAGACCCUGGAGCUGGCCAAGGUGACCCAGUUCAAGACCAUGGAGUUUGCCCGCUACAUCGAGGAGCUGGCCCGCAGCAUCCCGCUGCCCCCGCUCAUCAUGAACUGCCGCACCUUCAUGGAGGAGAUCCUGGAAGUGGUGGGGGUUGAGGAGAUGAGGCACACGUUCCUCCGCCAGGCCCCAGAGGGGCACCACAUGGGCGGGGCAUUGGGAUGCCGGGCGGCCCUGGUGCAGGGGGCCCUGGUCGGGGUGGGGCCCGGCGACGUCUUCACCAUCCUCCGGGAGAGAGAUAGGGAGCGAGAGAGGGAGCGUUCUGGAUCCCCUGCAGCGGAUUCUGACGACGCGUCGUUGCACGAGCAGCCUCAGCACAUCGCCAUCCAGGUGUCCAUCCACCCCCCGCUGCCCAUGGAGGCCCCAGCUCUGGCCGAGGCCACGCCUUCAUCUCCUCCGCCAUUGGCUCCCCUGCACCUAGAGGAGGAGCAAGAGGAGCAGGGUUCCGAGCCGGAGCAGGAGCCAGUGGAGGAGGCGGCAUUGGGGGUGGAGCUGGAGGCGGAGCUAGAUCCAGAGGUUACUACUAAGCUACAGCCUGGUCAGGUGAUUUAUGAAAGCUAUGUGUAAACAACAGGAGGGAAAAAAAGAAUGGGAUGAACGAUCCUGUCCUAUGCAUUUCCCUCCCCCACCCUCAAAAACAUAGAAUAUGUCAAGAAAAGGUCAUUUUAUUUCACUUCUCAACAGAACUAGCUUAAAACUGGAACCUAGAUACUACGUAUGUAGGUCCAUCUGGAUUAUAUUCUAAUAACCUAGUCUGGAUUCCAAUAAAUCAACUUGAUAAGACAUUGAGUAUAAUCAUCAUCCUUCAUGCUUAUGGAUCUUCAUGUUGAAUAUAUUGUGGCUGGAGAGGAUAACCAACAAGCGAUAUGCGUAAGUAUAAAGCAUUGUAAAGGGCCAUUUAAUUAGUAUUAGUAAGCAGACGAAAGAGCUGUUUUUCGUUUCAAGCAUUUCCUCAAUCGAUUUCAGGAAGAAAAAAAACGAUCGACUUGUUGCCGGUUAUGCUUUUAUCUCUUUGCAGUAUUAAUCCGUUUUAUGAUAAAUUCAUCAAUUAGCUCUUCAAGCUGACAUUGUGCAAUCACUGUUACUAAACAGACCACCAAGGCUUCUUUUGUUUCAGCUUGAAAAGACUGCACAUUAUCCUACCACUGUUGCAACCAACCGGCCUGAGGUUUCAGUGUCAUGUUAUAGUACGUGAAAUGCAUGCUGGACUCUGAGAAAAAAUAUGGAUUUGAAAGUGUGGUCUAUAGUCAAAUUUAGUCAGUUAAACUCUAUACAAGUGAUUUAUAUAGACUGAUAUAACUUCUGUAACGGCUGAAUUAUUGGAUCACAAAUAAUAUUUCAGGGGAUGAUUGAAGACCUAGAUGUUUCAGGCCUUCUGGUCUGUGAUGCACGUAAUUAACAAUUGCAUAGCCACUAUAGCCUUCUAGUGUGGUUCAUUGAAACAUUUUUGAGAAAUUACAUUUAUUAUUAUUAUGAUGCCCCUGUGGUGUUUUGACUUCCUAGAUGUUAGACGUUUUACAAUUUUGCCGCCUUUAUACGGUCUGUGUUUCCAAUAUUUCCAUCUUAUUUUCUCCCAUUUCCUUUUUGUAAUAUGUGAAUGUUCUUAUCUCGUUUUAAUUGGGUCUCAAACCCCAGCCUCCUUCCCCUCUGUACGUGUUUGAAAUUAGAGGCUUCAUUGACAGUCUGAUGCAUGUGAAAUGAGUGCGACGUAUUGGUCUUUUAACAGGACUAAGAUACUUUAUCUGCUUAAUAGUCUGGGUGGGGGUUGAUGUUGCUCUGCUUUAAACUAUGCUCUUAUUUUUGAAGUGAAAAUAAAAUCUGUGUGUUACCAUGGUU
Molecule: messenger RNA, 2960 nt
Organism: Oncorhynchus kisutch (coho salmon)
Lineage: Eukaryota; Metazoa; Chordata; Actinopteri; Salmoniformes; Salmonidae
Product: microfibrillar-associated protein 3-like
Exons: 4
Coding region: 453-1691 (412 amino acids)
Source: RefSeq, a predicted model, not a curated record